Papilio polytes (common Mormon) is the source of this 2610-nucleotide messenger RNA. RefSeq lists its product as uncharacterized. Gene Ontology annotation, biological process: regulation of transcription by RNA polymerase II. Gene Ontology annotation, cellular component: nucleus. Lineage: Eukaryota; Metazoa; Arthropoda; Insecta; Lepidoptera; Papilionidae. Gene Ontology annotation, molecular function: RNA polymerase II transcription regulatory region sequence-specific DNA binding; DNA-binding transcription factor activity, RNA polymerase II-specific. The transcript is spliced from 8 exons. The record is from RefSeq and is a predicted model, not a curated record. The coding region runs from base 182 to 1843 and encodes 553 amino acids.
AUAAUUUGUGAUCCUCCUUGGUAAAUGUUUAUUACGCUUAUUCUAAAAAAAGAAAAACAAUUGUGCAUUUUGGAUUGCUAUAAAAAAAAACAUGGCUAAAGGACAUAACAAAUUUAACGAUAUUUGUACAUAUUAAACGAUAUCAACUCGUUUUCCAGCAUCACAAACCUAUACGAGGGUUAUGGCUAAAUUGUGCUGUGUUGGAGGUUGUAUUGCAAAAGAUGUGGUCUAUUUCAGAUUUCCGAACAGUAAAACACAAUGCAAGAAAUGGAUCGAAGCGAUGAAUUUAACAACCAAAUUAUCUUACAACUCUGUGAUAUGCAGCGAUCAUUUUAAACCCGAAGACUAUGGAGUGGUGCGGGGUAAAGUCAGGUUAAAACCUAAAGUUAUACCUAAAUCGCAGAACGAACAGAAACAAAAUGAAACAUCAAAUAGCAAUGCUAAUAAAGAAAACAGUUUAGAUAAUCAGAAAAUUGGUAACCGCAAGGUGAAGAAUAAAGCAGAAGAAAGAAAGAACAGCGUAGAAGAUGUAAAUGGAGAUGUACAGAAUGAUACGAUAGUUGCAAAUAAUAUAAAAGAUGCAAAAAAUAAAAAAAAUACAAAACAUACCAAAAAUACAAAAGGUGGAAAGAAUACAAAAGAUUCUGAGAAUGCAAAUAGAGCAAAAGUUGCUGAGAAUACAAAAAAUGUAGAGAAUACAAAAGUUGCGGAGAACGUAAAUAAUACAAAGAAUACGAUUGAUGUUGAAAAUACAAAUGUUGCUAAGAAUACAAAAGAUGCUGAGACUACAAAAGUUGCCGAGAAUACAAGCAAUGCUAAGAACACAAAAAAUACAAAAGAUACAAGUGACACAUCUUCCGAUGAAGAACCUCUCAGUAAACAUCGAGCCACAAAAGAUUCUCUAAAAAAUCUAUCGGAAAGUAUUACUCAAGUCGAUUUAAAUGCAAACGCGUCAACGGAAAACGAUAUAGAAGAUAUUUUGACUUAUUAUUCAAUAAAGCAGAACAAAAAGGUAGCGGAGAGACAGACAGAGGAAAUACAUAGGGAAAGGAAUGGACAAAGUAUAGUGGAUUUAUCAGUACAAGAGAAUGAACCUGCACCGGUGUUUAUAGAAGUGGCUGUAAAUGAAGAGCAAAACCGAGAAACAGGUAGUCCUCAGGACUGCCUUAUGGUGUUGGAGAGUGUACAAGUGGAACUGGACCCUAACGAGCUGAUGAUGUCAGAUGUUGAUGAAAACGGACCUAAUGGUGAACAAGCUGAUCCGAUCAGUUUGGUGACGUCAAGUGACGACGAUGACGUCAUCAUAGAGGAGCCCCACAUCGACACGGUGGAGGUGUCAGAUGCGACUGACGAGGACGACGUGCCUCUAGUGCGGCUGCUGCCGAGCACCGCGAGACUUCGCCCCCGGUGGCGCGCCCCCAACCCCUUCUAUAGGAAAGAUGUGUGGGGAACUUAUCAGUACUUCUGUCCGCAAUGUAACUACAGGACACCGAGCAAAGCUGAGUACAAGGUUCACACGUUCCAGCAUUCCACUGCUGUGCUGGUCUGCAACCGCUGUCCUUUCACAACGGCCAGCAAACUUCGAUACACGCAUCAUAUGAGGCGGCACAAAGAUGUCAGGAGAUAUAAAUGUCACCUUUGUGCCUACAAGGCUCGGCAUGAAAUGAGUCUAGUAUACCAUCUGAAGUGUCAUGAAAGUGUUGGUGACAAGUGUUUGUAUAAGUGUGACAAAUGUGAUUAUGUGUCAAGUGUCAAACGCUAUUUAAUGAAGCAUGUGUUAGUGUGUAGUGCGAGGAAAAUUAAAUCCAGAAGACAUAAGCGGAGGACUAAAGAGGUAAGGUAGAUAAAUACUUGAGUUUGAUGGGAGUGUCGACUCUGUGGUAACCAUUUUACUUGUAAAUAGCUCUUGGGUUCUCCGUCAACUAAUGUGAUUUUUGACUUUUCAUUUGUAUAUUUACCCAAUGUAGCGGUGAAGGGAAACAUUGUGAUGUACAUAUUGGGGAAGAAAUUCAUAGAUAUGUGUGAAGUUGACUGUCCCAAUUAGGAUUACUCCCAACCGUCACCCCACUCUGUCUUCACGUGAGAAUAAAAUGUUUCAUCCAUCCCACCUUUUAGUCCUACCAUCACAAAUAAGUUGACAGAUGGAACCUUCAUGAAAUGAAAUAAGUACCAACCGUCCCCACAUAAAGGGUGUGUUGGAUGAAACUUUAUUCUCAUCUGACUAUGUGGGGCAGAGUGGGGUGACGGUUAGGAAUAAUCCCCUAGAUACCCUUUGGGUAGACUCUGAGCUCAGUGGAGACAUAUAGUUGGUGAUAUCAAGGAGUUUAUCUGAACCAAUGUUGCUAUUGGUUACUAAAUUGACUAACUAGAUGUGGACUUCGCCCGGAGACUCUAAGGAGACUAGGUCAUAGUUAACACACAAUUGAAGUUUAGACCAAAGAGAUUUAAAUAUAUAGAGGUGGCAUUGAAUUAAUGUAAACUAGUACUAUCUUGUUUGUAUGACUUCUUUUGCACAAAAUAUACAAUUUAUUGCAGAGCUUACAUUUUUAUGUUGUUAUCUUCUUUAUGUUACAUCUUGCACUCUAUUGUUUUUCGCUUCAAAUCAUAUUU